UUCCUAGGCGGCCAUAAAUUUGCCUCCGGCCACCAUCAAACAACAUAAAAUCUCUCACCUCAAAAGGCUCAAUUCCAAGCAGCGCCCCAAAAAAAAAACCAUGGCUACUGUAUUACUCCUCUUCCUCAUCUUCGCCUUCCUACUCUCCAACCCUCCACCAUCCUCAGCCCAACAACAACCACCCCUGAUUCUCUCGUCCUUCAACUUUUCAAACUCCCCAUGGCGACCAAACCAAAACCAGAACCAAAUCCUUCUUUCUCCCAACUCCGUCUUCGCCGCCGGCUUCCGGUCCCAACCCACUUCCCCAGAACUCUACACCUUCUCAGUUUGGUACCACAACGUCUCAGAAAAAACCAUCGUUUGGUCAGCCAAUGGAAAGUCUCCGGUCAACGGCUCGGCCGCCCUUGUCAUCACCGCCUCUGGCCAGCUCCGUCUCAACGACUCCUCGGGCCAGAACUUGUGGCCGUCGAAUGCCUCCGGAAACCCAAACUCCACGCUCAGCCUAAGCAGAUACGGCAAUCUUAUUUACUCAGACUGGCAGAGUUUCAACUUUCCAACAGAUACAAUCUUGCCGAACCAGAAUAUAAAUGGUACCAGCAUAAAAAACGGUAAGUACAGCUUCUCCAACUCCAAGGACCUGGUUUUUAAUUCCACCGAUAGUUAUUGGACUGCCAAUAAAGGUAACGCUUUCCAAAAUCUCAACGAUAGCGGGAAACUGGUCCAGGCGAAUGGAGAUUCUUUCGUUACUGCAGAUCUUGGUGAUAGCCGGUGGCGUAGAUUGACGCUUGACGACGACGGUAAUCUCAGAAUUUACAGUUACGAUCUAGAUGUUGGUCAGUGGGUCGUUGUUUGGAAAGCAAUCCAAGAAAUUUGCAAAAUUUAUGGGACAUGUGGGCCUAAUGCCAUCUGCAUGAGUGAUGGCCUAAACUCUUCUACCUCAUGCGUAUGCCCGCCUGGGUUUAAGGAAAGGUCCAGAGGAGCAAAAGAAGAAGGAUGUGAAAUCAAAAUUUCGAUGAAACUCCCUGCAAAUACCAAGUUUCUUCGGCUCGAUUAUGUCAAUUAUACCAGCGGGGCGAACAAUACGAUUAGCGUUAAUGCUCAGAAUUUUAAGAAUUGUGAAGCUAGAUGCCAUAACAAUACGAAAUGUAUUGGGUUUGGGUUCAAGUAUGAUGGAAAUGGUUAUUGCAAUCUACAAUUGGAACGACUGGUAUACGGGUACUGGUCGCCGGGCACGGAGACCGCCAUGUUUUUGCGAGUAGACAAUUCGGAGACAGACAAAUCAAGCUUCACCGGCAUGACCAAUUUGCUCGAAACGACAUGUCCGGUCAAAAUAAGCCUUCCUCUACCGCCCGAAGAAUCCAAGACCACGACGAGAAACAUAGCGAUAGUGUGCACCCUCUUCGCCUUGGAGCUGAUAACCGGGGUGGGUUUCUUCUGGGGCUUCGUCAAGAAGUACAUCAAGUACAGGGACAUGGCUCAGACUCUGGGCCUCGAGUUCCUUCCAGCCGGCGGACCCAAGCGGUUCACCUUCGCCGAGCUCAAAGCCGCCACCAAUGACUUCUCCAACCUGAUUGGUAAAGGCGGGUUCGGCGAUGUUUACAAAGGCGAGUUGACCGAUCACCGCGUCGUCGCGGUCAAGUGUUUGAAGAAUGUUACCGGCGGCGACCCCGAGUUCUGGGCCGAGGUCACCAUCAUUGCCCGGAUGCACCACCUCAACUUGGUCAGGCUAUGGGGGUUCUGCGCUGAGAAAGGUAAGAGAAUCCUGGUCUACGAGUACGUCCCCAAUGGCUCCCUUGACAAGUACAUCUUUCAACGGGGUCGUGUCAAUUUCACCGAGAGUGACGAGAUGGAAAUGGAUCGGGUUUCAGAUAAAGGGCCGAACCCGAACCCAAUACUCGACUGGAACGUCCGGUACCGGAUUGCCCUGGGAGUGGCGAGAGCGAUUGCAUAUUUGCACGAGGAGUGCUUGGAGUGGGUUCUGCAUUGCGAUAUUAAGCCGGAGAAUAUACUAUUGGGGGAUGACUUUUGCCCCAAGAUAUCGGAUUUCGGAUUGGCGAAGCUAAGGAAGAAGGAGGAUAUGGUAAGCAUGUCUCGGAUGCGGGGGACCCGUGGGUACAUGGCGCCUGAAUGGGUUAAGAUGGAGCCGAUCACCUCCAAGGCCGAUGUGUACAGCUUUGGGAUGGUGUUGUUGGAGAUUGUGACCGGGACAAGGAACUUUGAGAUGCAGGAGUCUACUCAGAACAGCGAGGACUGGUACUUUCCAGGGUGGGCAUUUGAGAAGGUGUUCAAGGAGAUCAAGGUGGAGGACAUUUUGGACCGUCGGAUUAAGCAUAGUUAUGAUAGUCGGGCCCACUUUGGUUUGGUGGAUCGGAUGGUCAAGACGGCGAUGUGGUGCCUCCAAGAUCGACCGGAGAUGAGGCCAUCCAUGGGGAAGGUGGCUAAGAUGCUGGAAGGAACGGUGGAGAUCACAGAGCCACGAAAGCCCACCAUAUUCUUCCUUGGAGAUGACUAGUUUUAUUCAUCCAAGUUUCUCCCUAUCCCUAUCCCUUGUUGUAUUUUAUUUUUAUUUUUUUUUGCGCGGCGAGAUCCAGGGGCUAUAAUAAGUUCCUUGAGGACUAGUUAUGUAUUGUUGAUCUAA
Molecule: messenger RNA, 2638 nt
Organism: Alnus glutinosa
Lineage: Eukaryota; Viridiplantae; Streptophyta; Magnoliopsida; Fagales; Betulaceae
Product: G-type lectin S-receptor-like serine/threonine-protein kinase At5g24080
Exons: 1
Coding region: 101-2512 (803 amino acids)
Biological process (GO): protein phosphorylation; recognition of pollen
Molecular function (GO): ATP binding; protein serine/threonine kinase activity
Source: RefSeq, a predicted model, not a curated record